Daphnia carinata is the source of this 1942-nucleotide messenger RNA. RefSeq lists its product as uncharacterized. The transcript is spliced from 14 exons. Bases 150 to 1694 code for a protein of 514 amino acids. Lineage: Eukaryota; Metazoa; Arthropoda; Branchiopoda; Diplostraca; Daphniidae. The record is from RefSeq and is a predicted model, not a curated record.
CCUGUUGAAACUCGAGACAGCCAGGCAAGAGGCGGGAUUUCAUUAGAGGAUUUCGUGUGCUCAAUCAGCUUUCGACGGUGACGAACGCAUCAAAACAGACGGCAAGAGACAAGGAGCGAGACUUGGAUGUGCCACAGUCAGCCAGCAGGAUGCCCUAUCAACAAAUGGAGAACAACAACAAUCAUGGUUACGACGCGAGAAUUGAAUCAGAAAAGGUUAGCAUGGCUGACGUUCCUGCCAAACAAUAUCUAGUCCGACGAUCUAAACGGCUGCCUUGGUGGCUAUGGAUCUCUAUCGCUCACGCACUGGGUAUCAGGAUUCAACCUAAUGACCGCGGUGUUUUGGCUGCCGUUCUGUACACAUCAACAAUCAUUUCAGCUCUAGUGUUGGUGGUAUCCACUAGCACUUACGUCAUCGCCCAAGUUGUUCACACACAUGCUGGCGAGCUAAAGCUCAACCAAUCGGCAAUUUCAAUGACCGGGGAUAAAUCGAUGGGACUAUCUCAGGCGACACAUCACACCGACGUCAUGGACGGUAUCGCUAUGGUGUCUCUGACAUUCUUUUGGUGCCUACUUGGUCUCUACUCCAAGAAUUUGGCCUAUCGAUUGUACAAUUCUUCAAAGUUUCUCGACAUGGUCCGUCUCCACGCUAAAACGGUAUUGAAAGUUAAUGCGGCCUUCGUUUUCUUCCUGCUGAUGACGACGUUCGUGGCCGUCCACAACAUUUCGGCAUAUUACACUUGGUAUGCAGACCAGGAAACGUGUGCAACAGCUGGCAUCACGCCCAUUCUCUGCCAGAUUCGUUUCAUCGCCAUGUGCAUUUUCUCUGUUUUCGCUAUUCUCUGGAAUUCGCUAGUUGGCAUUGUUCUUUUAUCAGUUUGCCGAACUAACACAAUGGGCAUUCGCCGAUUCAUCCAGGAUUUGGAAAGAGAUGCUGCCAUCUACGAGCGUCAACGUUUCGGUCCCAAUACGUCUCACAGUGAUAUGUUAUGGCUGAAUGAUGGCGAUGCUGAUCAAUCAUCAGAUGGCGAAGCCGAGAAAAAAUUGCGUAGGCGUUAUACGGCCUCAACAAGCAACAAUAACGAGCCAACACCCACGGACGGACCUUCAGAAAAAAGAUCCCACAGAGAACCGGAAACGGCUGUUACACGAUCCCCUCAACGAACGGUGCUGGAAUUGCAUGACGUUGCAUCUCCUGACAAUCUUCAUCAUAACGUGCCAGAGGCUAGGCAAAAUGCUAACGAAGAGUGUGUCAAGCCCAUGUCGACGGCAGUUGUGCUACAAAGAUAUUGGAAAUUAUCGUGCGCUACGCGUGUAUCGUCCGUAAUGUUUCAACGUUGGACCACCUGUGUCACUACGCUGUGUUUAGCGUGGGUAACAAUAGGCUUAGUUGAAUGGCUAUCCAAUACGCCACACCCACUUCAAAUCGCUCAGGUGUGCAUCCCAAUGAUGAUCUUACCUUUACUGUGCGCCGCCUACGCGGAAGUCAACGGCGAAGGCAAGCGAUUAUUAAAGUGCAUUUACCCUAUGGAACAAAGGUUGCACGCUCUCUACGUUAUGUGGCAAUCACCACCACAAAUGACUGUCUUCGGGAUGAAUAUUACUUACGGUGCCAUGGGAACUGCUGCUGCUGGUCUACUGUUAGCCUUGAUGACGCGCGUCGUUCUGAAACAGUUGGGUGGGGGCAGCUCGUGAUAUCGAAUCAAAUGUCUUCGGAACUCGAUCGUUCCUAAAGUCUGAUUACACGCACAGUCACGAAGCGAUCUUCUCUAAUUCAUAGAUAUAUUUUUUAAAUAUUAAGUGCUAUUUAGAAGUUCCAUCUUAAUGCCUUACAUAUUUAUACUAUGGUGUAUCAUUUUGAAGCUUUUAUGCGUAUGCAAUCUAGUCUCGCUCAAAGGAAUAUACCCCAAUUUAUCUGCCUGAGAACAAAAAAUGAUGCUAUG